Molecule: messenger RNA, 1569 nt
Organism: Fusarium sp. VM40
Lineage: Eukaryota; Fungi; Ascomycota; Sordariomycetes; Hypocreales; Nectriaceae
Source: the annotation of a GenBank genome assembly
AUGCCACCAACAAAUAUGGCUUCAGGUCCCAAGGGUACUAGAUCCAGUGCUCCUAGGACACAAACUGGUUGUAAAAAUUGUCGCAAAAGGCGGAUCAAGUGCGAUGAGACAAAGCCAGCAUGCGAGAGAUGUGUGCGAUCAGGUUGGAAGUGCGAUGGAUACCCAGCAGAUAUAGUCUUAAAAGCGUCUGCCAACAACAGAAACACUUCAAACCUGUCAUUGCUGUCACGAUUGCCAUCCAUCGCCAGCUAUUCCAUUCCUUUUAAGGUCCCAGGAAGUCAAACAGACCGCCAACUACUCCACUAUUUCUGCGUGCAAGGCUCAAACGACAUUGCAGGGUUUCUGACCUCAGACUUUUGGUCUCAGACUGUUCUCCAAGAAAGCCAUCAAGACCCAACCGUCCGCCAGGCCCUUGUGGCAUUGAGCUGGCUUCACCUGGACUAUUCAACAUCGGAGUGCGUCGGAAACUCUGUAACGAGAGCCGAUGCACUCACACAAUAUGGAAAGGCUUUGCGAUCCAUGAGAAAGCGGCUUUCUCGGCCGUCAGAAAGUGCUACCAAGAUCGCGCUCAUCUGUUGCAUCUUAUUCUAUUGCUGUGAAGGCGCCUUGGGUGACCGAAAUGCAGCUCUGCAGCAUUUGAGCAACGGCCUCAAUCUGCUGAUCUCUACUCAGCACGAGCACAAUGGGGUCGUGUCUCAAGAUAUACAAAAUCUUUCAGACGUCUUUGAACGACUAGAUAUGCAAGCUAGCUUCUUUGAAGAUGAUCGUACGCCAAUUCUCGUUCUUCCAAGUUGGCAACCGAGUGGAGAAAAAGAUUACACACUUCUCUUGGAAGAUACAUUUACAGGUCUUCAAAAAGCCCAGCAAAGCCUGGUCAGACUCCAGGCUUGGUUAUACCACUUCGUUAACAAAAACGCCGAUCACCAUAACGAACCAAAGGAGUCACUCCCAGUGGACAUAUUACAAGAAAAAGACGCUCUGAUGAAAGGUUACACUUCUUGGAUCAUUGCGAUCAACAACUACGAAAAGGAGACCGAAUGUGACAACGAAACAUUACAUGGAAUCCGAACACUUCUUGUUCACUUCCACGUCUGUCGGAUGAUCGUGGAGUCUAAAUUUCCCAACGAUCCUGAAGUGUUUGGCGCCUCGCCGAAUCCAGCUGCCCAUAAAAUUCUCGACUUGGCUGAGACGCUUCUCCAGUACACUACACUUCUAAACGGAUCACCAAAUGCGACCAAAUCUCCUCGUCGUAACUUCUCGUUAGAGACUGGGGUUGUGGCACCUUUAUUUGCAUUAGCCAUCAAGUGCUCGGACGAGUCCGUGGCCACAAGGGCUGCCCAGAUGCUUGCCUCGUCGCAAAGACGAGAGGGCUUGUACGAUUCGCAGACGAUGGCACAAAUCGUCACCUUACUGAAGGACACAAGAGACGUUGGGAUGGGCAUUAAGCAAGAGGAGAGUAGUGAAAGCGCGCCCUUGAGCGCAUUGGAAUAUCAUCUACCAGACAGCUAUUCGGGUGGUGGGAUAGACAAACUGCUCUCAUCGAUGGACCUAUCGCGACUUAUGAUCUAG